AUGAAGAUGAUUUUAGUCCGAAAAUUCAGGGUGCUGAUCCUGAUGGUGUUUCUGAUCGCUUGCACGAUGCAUAUCAUGAUCGAUCUGUUACCAAAGCUGGAGAAGCGAGCUGCGAGGACCGAGGGCCAGACGGGCUGCUCGUGUUCUCACCCCCCUGGCGAGGAGGCUCAGGGCUGGGGGAAGCAGCGGACUAAGGGCGGCUCGGAUCCGGGCUGGCCUAACAAGCACACGCUGCGGAUCCUGCAGGAUUUCAGCAGCGAUCCCAGCUCCAACCUCACCUCCCACUCGCUGGAGAAGACCUCGGAGAAAGCCGAAGCUUUUAAGAGGCUGGAACAAAAUGGCAUAAGCCGGGAUCUGGGGCAUAAGCCGCUCAUCCAAGAUGGGAGUAUAAACGCCCAGCCCGUGGGAAUGGGGUACUCCAAACUCGCGGCUCUCUUCGAGCAGCCCCUCUACAAAAUCGCCACCCCGGAGCUGGCCGAGGAGGAUGUCUUGUUUAACGUCAAUAGCGACAUCCGAUUUAACCCGAAAGCGGCCGAGAACCAGGACUGGCAAAAUGAAGGUAAUGAAGAUGAAGAAUUUUUACCCACCUCAGAAACAUCUGUAGAUUCCUACCCAAACUGGUUAAAAUUCCACAUUGGUAUUAAUCGAUAUGAGUUGUAUUCCAGACACAAUCCUGCAAUUGAGGCUUUGCUACAAGACCUGGUCUCCCAGAAGAUAACCAGUGUUGCAAUGAAAUCAGGAGGCACCCAACUAAAACUGAUCAUGACAUUCCAAAAUUAUGGACAAGCAUUGUUUAAACCAAUGAAGCAAACCAGGGAACAGGAAACCCCGCCUGACUUCUUUUAUUUCUCAGACUAUGAAAGGCAUAAUGCUGAAAUAGCAGCAUUUCAUUUGGACAGGAUCCUAGAUUUUCGUCGUGUUCCACCUGUUGCAGGUAGAUUGGUUAAUAUGACCAGAGAAAUUAGGGAUGUUACUCGUGACAAGAAACUGUGGAGGACAUUUUUCAUUUCACCAGCAAACAACAUCUGUUUCUAUGGCGAGUGCUCAUACUACUGCUCAACCGAGCAUGCUCUUUGUGGAAAACCAGAUCAGAUCGAAGGUUCUCUCGCUGCUUUCCUACCUGACCUGUCUUUAGCUAAAAGGAAAACCUGGAGAAAUCCAUGGCGGCGCUCCUACCAUAAACGCAAGAAAGCAGAAUGGGAAGUUGAUCCGGAUUAUUGUGAAGAAGUUAAACAAACACCACCCUAUGACAGUGGGACCAGAAUUUUGGAUAUAAUGGAUAUGACAAUUUUUGAUUUUCUAAUGGGAAACAUGGAUCGACAUCACUAUGAAACCUUUGAAAAGUUUGGAAAUGAAACAUUUAUUAUCCACUUAGAUAAUGGACGAGGGUUUGGAAAAUAUUCCCAUGAUGAACUCUCCAUAUUGGUGCCUUUAAACCAGUGCUGCAGAAUAAGGAAGUCUACCUAUCUGCGAUUACAGUUAUUAGCCAAGGAGGAAUACAAACUAAGUCACUUGAUGGAGGAAUCUCUACUAAAAGAUAAAGUUGCACCCAUCCUUUACCAGCUACACCUAGAGGCAAUGGACAGGAGGCUACGGAUUGUUCUCAAAGCUGUUAGUGACUGUAUAGAAAAAGAUGGUUAUGUUAAUGUGGUUGAAAAUGACUUUGACACUGAUGUUAACACUAUUACAACCAAGAGGUAG
This is a messenger RNA of Emys orbicularis (European pond turtle), 1701 nucleotides long. It is a transcript of the gene FAM20C, whose product is annotated as FAM20C golgi associated secretory pathway kinase. Gene Ontology annotation, cellular component: Golgi apparatus. Gene Ontology annotation, biological process: enamel mineralization; protein phosphorylation. The transcript is spliced from 10 exons. The record is from RefSeq and is a predicted model, not a curated record. Bases 1 to 1701 code for a protein of 566 amino acids. Gene Ontology annotation, molecular function: protein serine/threonine kinase activity. NCBI's taxonomy places the organism in Eukaryota, Metazoa, Chordata, Testudines, Emydidae.